Messenger RNA from Anopheles darlingi, 1791 nucleotides. RefSeq names its product BTB/POZ domain-containing protein 6-B-like. Gene Ontology annotation, cellular component: cytosol. Lineage: Eukaryota; Metazoa; Arthropoda; Insecta; Diptera; Culicidae. Gene Ontology annotation, molecular function: protein binding. The coding region runs from base 334 to 1545 and encodes 403 amino acids. The record is from RefSeq and is a predicted model, not a curated record. Gene Ontology annotation, biological process: neurogenesis. The transcript is spliced from 3 exons.
GUUUUGGUUGGCGGUGUGAGGUUAAAAACCCGUUCCGAGUUCAGAAAUUGCAGUAAAAAGGACGGGCCUGAAACAAGGAAAAAGGGUUCUAAAUCCUUUUACUACGCUGCGGUAUCUAAUCAACCGAAGAGCUCAGAUAACUACGGCCGCGGUCCGGGUGUUUCAUAGGAAACCAUCGGAAUUCGUCAUCAUCACUACAACUCGACGGACAAGCAGUAUUUACACAAAAUAUUUCGCAACGGACGACUGGCGCCUGGGGCCCCAGGAGUAGUAGUGCAAUAUCACUUCCGCUGCUUCCACGAGCAGAGGAAUUAUAAGCAAUCACCAAGCAACAUGGACGUAUCAACGGCAGAAGCCAGCAGCUCCAAAACGGUCGCAGCAGCAUCAACGGGCCCAGCAGACACCAGCGCCCCAGAAGGACAUCAAUCAACCCAGUUCGCUAUGUUUGACACAGGCAGCACUAUGAAGUCGCGGCGCGCUCAGUUGGUCAACAAUCCGUUUCUUGCCGACGUAAAGUUCCUCGUCGGCGAGUCUCGAACGCCUAUCUACGGCCACAAGGUACUGCUGGCUACCGCGUCGGAAUACUUUUACGUGCUGCUGUGCGGCAACUUUGUUGAAUCGCAGAUGCGUGAGAUAUCGCUGGAGCAGGUGGAUCCGGAGGAGUUUCUCCACCUGCUCCGGUACAUCUAUUGCGACGAGUUUGAGAUUACGUUCGAAAACAUACAGACCCUGUUCAAUUUAGCAUGUCGCUUCAUGGUCACAGACCUGCACGUUGCUGUGCGGAGGUUCUUGGAAGGCAGCCUCAACCAGAAAAACGCUCUGCAAAUCAUGCAGAUAAACCGCCUGUUUGCCUUCAGCUCAAUCGAUGAUGCCUGCCUGCGCAUUAUCAGCAACAAUCCGUUGUUCUUCUUCAACAAUGAAGACUUUACCAUGAUCGACAACGAAACGCUGGGGACGAUUUUCCGUUGCCGGCGCAUCAACUGCACGGAUGAUCAGCUGGCGGGUGCGCUCGACGUGUGGAUGCAGAACAAUACAGCCUCGGAGGAGGACGGCCGGUUACUGCAUGAUCUGGUGAAAACCGGCAAGCGCAGCUACGACUGCUUCAAGCUACACUUGUUCGGUAACAGGCAAGUCUUGCCUGGCGAGGAUAUCGGGGACUUUUGCUUCACAAUCGACUCGAGCACUCGCAUCUCGCUGUACGGCAUUGGGCUGUUUGUGCAGUCCAGUGCGGCGGUGGUGAACUUUGACGUGAAGGUGUACGAGUACGAAACGGAAAUCGGCAACGAUCAGUACGAGUACGAGAACAAGCACAGCGGCGUGGUGAAUGUGGCGGAUCUGUUCUUCGAAGAGCUCCGCUUGGUCCCUCACAGUAAGUACCGGAUUGCGGUGGACGUCGCCCCACCGUUCUACAGUCAAGCGUUUCUGUUGCAAUAUCCGAACACACAUCAUACCUCCAUUAAGCUGCGCAUCAGCGGACCAAUGAGUGGUGUCCAUCCAGUCGGGCUUGCAUAUCUCUACUGCAAAGAGCUUCCCGAUAACGAAUGAAAUCAUUUAAACGAAGUUAAAUAAGCGAAGCUGCAGCUCCUAUGUAUCCCCUGUUUUGUGUUUUAGACGCCAUUUUGAGUCACUCGUUUCCGUUUCCUCAAUAUUACCUUCUAUUUUUCUGUUGUUUAGCUUCAUAAAAAUUGAGCAUAAUUUAAUCAUCAUACAUGUGAGCAUAAACCCAAACACUUCAUUGUGAUUGUAGAUAAUUUUAUGUUAAGAAUAAAACGUAACCGAUGCCAGUAUUAA